AUGGACCUCGAGCCGCUGCUGUCGCAGCUCUUGGCCGGCGACAACGCCGCGCGCAACGCGGCCGAAGCGCAGUUCCAAGCGCUGACGCAGCGCCGCUGCAGCGACGCGCUGCUGCUCGGCCUCGUGCAGGUCGUGCGCGCGCGGCGGCGGCGCGACGCUGUGCGCGCGCUGGCGGCGGUGCUGCUGCGCCGCGUGUUACUGCGCGACGCCGUCUCGUUGUGGCCGCGCGCGACGGCCGCUGCGCGCGAGUCGCUGAAAGCCGAUCUCGUGGCGGUGCUCGAAGCCCACGAGACGCAGUGUGCGCUGCGCCGCCGCGUGUGCGACACCGUGGGCGAACUGGCCACGAGUCUGCUGGAAGACGGCCAGUGGGACGCGCUGCGCCGCAAAGUGCUGCAGUGGCGCGCGUCGCCGCUGCUGCCGCUGCGGGAAGUGGCGCUGCGGCUACUCGAGAUGGUCGCACUGUUUGUCGCGACGCAACUCACCCGCAGCAGCAGCAGCAGCAGCAGUGAAGACAGUGACAAGAACAGUGACGACAGGGAGUGGAACCGGACAGUGCUCGAGGGUUUGCUGCUGGGACUGCAAGACCCGCACGGCCGCGUGGCGCUCAAUGCGCUGCGGGCGCUGAGUAUGGUGCUGCUGCACGUCGAGUCGCUCGAGGAACUGGCCAUGCCACACGUGCUGACAGCAGCGGUGCCGCUCGUGCUGCAGGCGCUGCAGGCGCUGCUGGAGACGCAGCAGUGGGAGCAGAUGAUGGAGGCGCUCGAGAUGCUGAUUGAAGUCGCGGACGCCCACGCGCUGUUCUUUGCGCCGCGACUGCGGGACGUGGUCGAGACGAUGGUGGGGAUUGCGGAUGCGGGCCGCAACGCACGUGCAGUGCCCGAUGGGUGCCGUCAAUUGGCGAUGGAGCUGCUCGUGUCGCUGGCCGAGCAGACGCCCGCGCGGUGCCGACGGCUGCCGAAGAAUCGGUUUGUCGAGACGGUGUACCCCGUUGCGUUCGAGAUGCUGUUGGAGCUGCCGGACGUGGACACGUGGGACGCCGCGAACUGCGACGACGAGCAGGCAAUUGGUGGCGGCUCGGGUCUCGAUCAGGACAUCUCGAACUUUGACGUGGGCGCGGAAGCGCUCGAGCGGUUAGUGGGCGCGCUGGGCGCUAAGCGCUCGCUGCCCACGUGCUUUCGGCUUGUUCACGCGUACGCUCGACGCACGGACCAUUGGGCGAGUCGCCAUGCAGCGCUCGUGGGGCUGUGCCAGAUCCUCACUGUACUGGACGACGACAACUUGGACGCAGUCGUGAGCCACCUGCUCGCGCAAGUGCACGACCCCCACCCGCGUGUGUGCUGCACUGCUGUUGAUGUCAUUGGACGGCUGUCCGUCGACCAAGCGCCGCAGUUCCAAGCAGCGUACCAUUCGCAAGCGCUUUCGGUGCUCGCCCACGUGCUGGAAGACGGGACCAAACCGCGUCUGCAGGCGCACGCAGCCACUGCAUUGCGCCAGUUCAUUGACAUGUGUCCACCGGAGCUGCUCACGCCGUACCUGGACAAGAUGCUGCAUCAGCUCUUUGCGCUGCUCGAGCGUAGCCACACAGCAGCAACAGGUACGUCACCUGCUCAAGCGGUCGUUGCCACGCGCGUUGUCCACGAGCAGGCGAUCACCGCCAUCUCGUCCGUCGCGAUGGUCGCUGGUCCCUUGUUCGCCACGUACUAUGCAGCCAUCAUGCCGCCGCUCCAGCACAUCCUGCUCAAGUGUCUCCACGAGAGCGUCCAGCAGACAGCUUCGACAGCAGCAGCAAUGGCAGGACCAAAGAAGACCCAGUUGGCUGCAUCCAGCUCGUUCACGCUGGGCGGCAUCACGCUCGAGUGCCUGAGCCUCAUCGGCCAAGCAGUCGGCAAGGACCUGUUUGCCCGCGACGCACCUGCAAUCCUCAAGGUCAUGGCCGAGAUGCAAGCGACGCCGUCCAUCGUUGGCAACGAGUUGAUCCGCACCUACUUGUUGCAGGCCUGGGCUCGCUGCUGCACGUGUCUUGGCCACGAGUUUGCACCCUACUUGCCGCUGGUGAUGCCGACGCUGCUCGAAGCUGCAACGCAACAGGCCGAGUUUGAAGUCGAUCCGUCAACGCUGUCCCGUGACGACGAAGACGACGAGGAGGAUGGUGGUGGCUCGACGGACAAUGAAGACAUUCAGCUCGCGCAAGUGAACGACAAGUGCCUGAGCAUCCGCACGUCGAUCCUCGAGGAGAAAGCGACGGCCUGUCAGCUCUUGGCCGGUAUGGUAACGGACCUGCAAGACGCCUUCUUCCCCUAUGCGGAGCAGGUGACGCAAGUGUUUGCUCCAUUGCUCACUGAGUCUGUGCACUCGGACAUUCGUGCGGCAGCGAUUCGGUCUAUGCCUGCGCUCGUCAAGUGCGUCGCAGUGUCGACUGCAGCUCCUGGUUUCAAGGACCACAGUGGAGCCGCGAUGAAGCAAAUGGUGGACUUUGCACUGGGCCGUCUCGUACACGCGCUGACCUCUGAGCCUGAGGUGGAGCUGGUCGUGAGUAUUUUGCAGAGCAUGACGAGCUGUCUCGUGUGUGCCCGGGAGCUGCACCCGACGCUGGAGCUGAAUGACGCUCAACUGCGGGAACUCGUGCACGGGUUCCUAGUGGUGUUAGGCGACAGUUUCCAGCGCCGUGCAAUCCGAAGAGGUGGGAACGGGAGCGACGAUAUGGAAAGUGGCGAGCCCGAGGGCGAUGUCGAGGAGGAGAAAGAAGAAGAAGAAGAAGAAGAAGAGGACACUGCCUCGCAAGUGAGUGAGGGCCAACUGGCCGAGCAGGAGCUGCAAUGUGUCCUCGCAGAGUGCAUUGGUGCGCUUGCCAAGACGCACGGCGCUGGGUUCUUUCCAGUCUUUAUGACUCUCUUAUGGGAAAAGGUCGCAGCGCUGGGUGCGCCUGGAUGCCUCGUGGAAGACCGUCGACUGGCACUGUUUGUCCUGGACGAUGUGCUGGAGCACUGUGGGGACUCGGCCAUGCGUCACCUGGACGUCUUUUUGCCUGUUCUGGAGAACGCGUUGCUUGAAGUGAGCGAGCCUGCCCUUGUGCAGGCGGCAGCGUUUGGCGUGGGAGUCUGCGCCUCGCAGGGCGGGGAGUUGUUUGCCCCACAUGCAAAGCAGUGUCUCGAGCUGCUUCACAACGUGGUGGCUUCGCCCCACGCCCAUCGUCCAGAACAGCGGAACGCGACUGACAAUGCUGUUGCUGCACUGGGCAAGUUCUGCGAGUUCCAGGCCCGUGCCAUUGAUGCAGCGACGUUGUUCCCGCAGUGGCUGGACCUGCUGCCGCUUUGCGGAGACCUGGAAGAGUCACUUGCAGUGUUGCGGCGUUUGUGCCGCUACGUGACCGAGCGCCAUCCGCUUGUAUUGGGUGCCCCCGACUUUCGGCACCUCGACAAGAUUGUCACUGUGUUGGCUGCCGUUGCGGACGAACCGUUUGUGCAAAAGAUGCGCGAGGCCGUGGGCGAGAAGGAGACGUCUGCUCUUUGUCAGGAGCUCGCGUCGAUUCUCGUUGGUCUUCGAUCGACAGUACCAGUGGCGACGAUGGAUCGAGCAUGGGCUUCUUUAACAUCUUCGCAACGGGUUGCACUGCAUGCGCUGUUCGCGUGA
Messenger RNA from Hyaloperonospora brassicae, 3630 nucleotides. Lineage: Eukaryota; Oomycota; Peronosporomycetes; Peronosporales; Peronosporaceae. The record is from the annotation of a GenBank genome assembly.